GGUAUAGUUUAUUUAUUUAAUGUUACACUAAACUAUAAUAACAGGGCAAGACCCGUAAAAGAACUAGUACUCUAAACUUUGUUUAAGAUGUAUUGAAAUGGUAUUGAUAUGAUCUUAUGAAUUGAUGAUAACAAUGUGUUAUAAUAAGUGCAUGUAGUUGAAUUGCAACAACUUAUCCCACACAAAGUGUAGAGCGAUAACAUGUUUUCAAAUUUUUGAUGCAGCCUAUAUAUAGUCACUGUGGAACUGGUAACACUAAGAGAAUUUUUGGUUGGAGAAAAUGACUGAUAAGGCUGCUAGUGCUGUUAAAAUUGAACCUCAGUGUGGUGGUGGGUCUAAAGACAAUACUGAUGAAAGUGGUCGCACACAGCUUCACAGGGCCUGUAAGGAUGGUAACUCUGAUGAGGUUGAUGAACUGUUACAAAAUGAAGGAGUAGAUAUCAAUGCUACUGAUAAAGAUGGAUGUACACCACUUCAUUAUGCUUGUAAGGCUGGUAAUGAAGGAAUUGUUAAGCGUCUUAUUGAGAAAGGAGCUGAUUGGUCUAAAAUUAGCAAUGAUGGACGUACAUCACUUCAUUAUGCUUGUAAGGCUGGUAAUGAAGGAACUGUUAAGCAUCUUAUUGAUAAAGGAGCUGAUUGGUCUAAAAUUAGCAAUGAUAAGCGUACAUCACUUCAUUAUGCUUGUGAGGGGGGUAAUGAAAGAAUUGUUAGGCUACUACUGACUUGUGGAGCUGAAGUUACUAAAUGUGAUAGAUAUCAACGUAAUCCUCUUGAAGUUGCUGUAGAGGAAGGAAAAAAAAAUGCUGCCAUGGCUAUAGUGAAUAGCAAGAACCAUUGGGAAAAGGCAUUAUGCAAUUACACUGCUCCGAGUACAGUUAGGAGGACAUUAUGCUGUUGCAAUAAAGGAAAGAAAAAGCCAAAUGAUGCUGAAACCUCUGAUGCCUCUGAUGAAUGUUGUAAUGGAAAGGAAAAGUCAAAAGAUUCUGAAGCCUCUAAUAAAAAAGAUGCCUCUAAGAAAAGAGAUACCUAUGCUAUAACACAAUUCACAACACCAAUGAGAAGGAUAAUUGAGAAAAUGCCAGAUGUAGCUAAAGUUGUUUUUGAUAAAUGCUGUGAGACAGAAGGAUCACCAUAUGAUGAUGAGUAUAAGAUUACAUAUAACUAUGAAUUUCUUGUUGAUUUUGAGUUAGAGAACAAAAACAGAGACAGGUCUGAAGGGAUACAGUUAACUUGUAACUGCUUCCAGAGAGGAAAGAAUUCUUGUGAUAGUGCUGAUAAAACCCAGAAACAAUGGCCUCCACCGUCAGAAUACCACUCUAGUCAGAAUCAUUGCCUUACUAUUCUUGCUAAUUCACAAAAUUCAGACUUACUGAAGCACCCACUUGUCAGGACACUUCUUGAUCAAAAAUGGAAUAAAUAUGGAUGGCAACUAUAUUACACUAAUUUGUAUUUUUAUUUUCUAUUUGUCAUUUUACUGACAUCAUUUGCCCUCACUCUCCAGCUUCAUUCAUUAAGUACCAGUCAUAUAGAAGUAACUGAAAAUGAAACAUCUACUGAGGGACUGCAUUCUGUAUCUCAAGGAUACAUAUCCUUUGCCAGUGUAUGCCUGAUAGUUUAUUCCACUAUCAUGAUGCUACGGGAAGCAUUUCAACUGGUCUUGCUUGGACAAGAGUAUUUGACUAGUUUCGUUAACUACAUUGAAGUCCCACUAUUUAUGUUGACAAUAGUGUUUGCAUUUGUAUGCAGCAAUGAAUGCUAUGGUAGUUAUUCAUGGCAGUGGCAGACUGGAGUGAUUGCUGUAUUCCUCAGUUGGAUUGUACUUAUACUCUCCAUAAGGAAGCUACCGGUUAUUGGAAUAUAUGUGGUCAUGUUUUUGAGAAUUUGUUAUAACUUUAUGAAAGUUAUUGUCCUUGCCUUACUGUUAAUCUUGGCCUUUGCAGUCCCUUUUUAUAUGGUAUUUUAUGACAAAAGUACUCCGUUUAUCACUCCGUGGAGGACAAUGGUAAUAAUAUUAAUAAUGGCAACAGGAGAGCUUGAUAUGGAGUCAUUAUUGCAACAUGAUAGCAGUCAUAAAAUGGACUGGAUUCAAAAUAAUAUACAAUAUCCAGUGGUUGCAUUUUCAUUAUUAGUUGUGUUUGUGAUUUUAAUGCCCAUUCUAUUUCUUAAUCUACUGAUUAGUUUAGCUGUUGAUGACACUCAAAAAAUACAAAAAUCAGCCGAUACUUACAGACUAACUCUGAAGAUUGAAUUUGUUGUAUACAUUGAAGCAUUUCUGAGGUCAAUACGGUCACUUGUACCCCGAUGCUUGUCUACAAUGAUUAAAAAAUUUCUGUUAAAAUGCAAAUGCAAAUCAUGCAAUAAAAAAAAUAAUGAUGAUAAAAAGAAAAAGGAAGAAAAGCUGCAUCAUCAGAUAAUAAUAUAUCCAAAUCAUGCAAAAAGUGUCCGUGAACAAAUGAUUUGUUGGCUCGAAGGUCGUUUAAAUGAGAUUAAAAGAUAUUUUAAAACUGAACCACAGACAACUGUAGCUGAGAUUAAGAACCAGUUGUCUGAGGAAAUGAAGGAUCUACGUAGUUCAGUAUCUGAGGAGGUGAAGGAUCUACACAAGGACCUAUACAGUUCAAUGGACCGGUUGCUAGAUAUUGUUAAAAGUAUAAAAAAUGAAAGACAAGGAGGAGGAGGAGUAGAAGAAACAGGAAGAAGAAAGGAAGAGGAUGAAGAGCAUAAUUAGUCUUGCAUAGUUUUGGGUGGAUUUUUAAUUUUAGAUUUUUUUGUUGUUCUGAUCCACGUGAUUGCAUGUGACCUGUAAAUGUCACGUGAUAUCAACAGUUUCAAAACUCCACCCAUCACACAUGUUUAGUUGUUUUUAAUGUUUUACUUGUUUAGUGUUUUUUAAAAAUGUCAGAAGAUAUUGUUAUUAGUCUACAUCUU
Molecule: messenger RNA, 2928 nt
Organism: Amphimedon queenslandica
Lineage: Eukaryota; Metazoa; Porifera; Demospongiae; Haplosclerida; Niphatidae
Product: transient receptor potential cation channel subfamily A member 1 homolog
Exons: 14
Coding region: 281-2728 (815 amino acids)
Biological process (GO): monoatomic ion transmembrane transport
Cellular component (GO): membrane; transmembrane transporter complex
Molecular function (GO): protein binding; monoatomic ion channel activity
Source: RefSeq, a predicted model, not a curated record